Messenger RNA from Fibroporia radiculosa, 1137 nucleotides. RefSeq lists its product as uncharacterized. Gene Ontology annotation, molecular function: protein binding; peptidyl-prolyl cis-trans isomerase activity. The transcript is spliced from 5 exons. The record is from RefSeq and is a predicted model, not a curated record. Gene Ontology annotation, biological process: protein peptidyl-prolyl isomerization; protein folding. Bases 1 to 1137 code for a protein of 378 amino acids. Gene Ontology annotation, cellular component: intracellular membrane-bounded organelle. Lineage: Eukaryota; Fungi; Basidiomycota; Agaricomycetes; Polyporales; Fibroporiaceae.
AUGGCCUCAGACCGCCCCCUCACGUACUUCGAUAUCACCAUCGGCGGGAAACCCGCCGGGCGCAUUGUUAUGCAACUGUAUGCGGACGUAACUCCAAAGACUGCGGAAAACUUUCGCGCGCUUUGUACGGGUGAGAAAGGCGUGGGACGAUCGGGCAAGCCGCUGUGGUACAAAGGAAGUACAUUCCACCGGGUGAUUAAAGGGUUUAUGAUCCAGGGUGGUGAUUUCACCGCGGGGAAUGGCACCGGCGGCGAAUCAAUUUACGGUGAGAAAUUCGAGGACGAGAACUUUGAGGUGAAGCACUCGAAACGUUUUCUCCUCUCCAUGGCAAACGCCGGAAAGAACACGAACGGCUCGCAGUUCUUCAUCACCUGUAACUCUACCCCGCACCUGGAUGACAAGCACGUUGUUUUCGGCGAAGUGAUUCGCGGGAAGUCGUCCGUCCGUGCGAUCGAAAACUCACCUACCGCGCCGGGUGACGCGCCGGUAUCACCAUGUGUUAUCGUGGGGUGCGGACAACUUUCGCCUGACGACCUAUCCUUAUCGGAGAGCAGCGUAGUCGCCGACGGAGAUACAUUCGAGGACUAUCCGGAAGAUCAGGAUCCGGUCGAUGGACAGGAUGUCAUGGAGAAACCGGAGGCGGCCCUGAAAGUGGCACGGGAGGUGAGAGAGCUUGGGAAUAAACUCUUUAAGGAAGGCAAGGCAGAAGAGGCCCUUGUCAAGUGGCAGAGCAAGUACCAUCAUCAGCAUCACAUAUGCCUGGUUCCGCCGGAGCUAACUCUCCACCUGCGCAGAAUCUAUACGAUAUUUGGAUAUUCAUCCACACCGCUACUGUUGAAUUCGGCAUUGGCCGCUCUUCGAGGGGGAGGGUCGGCAAAUGCAGGAGUUGCUCUCCGCGCAACGGAUCGGGCGCUCGAGAUGCAGCUCAAUGACGCGGACAAGGCAAAAGCCCUGUACCGUCGCGCUCUUGCAAACGUGAUCCUCAACGACGAAGAUGGAGCGGAGGAAGACCUUGUUGCUGCGAACAAGCUCGUCAAGGACGACAAAGCCAUCUUGGCUGAACUGGAUAAAGUGCGCCAGUGGAAGAAGGAGAAAAAGAAUAAGGAGAAGAAAGCAUACAAAAAGCUGUUUGCAUGA